This is a messenger RNA of Colletotrichum aenigma, 843 nucleotides long. It is a transcript of the gene Tmbim4, whose product is annotated as Protein lifeguard 4. NCBI's taxonomy places the organism in Eukaryota, Fungi, Ascomycota, Sordariomycetes, Glomerellales, Glomerellaceae. The transcript is spliced from 3 exons. Gene Ontology annotation, cellular component: membrane. Bases 1 to 843 code for a protein of 280 amino acids. The record is from RefSeq and is a predicted model, not a curated record.
AUGUCCAACGCAAAGUACACUCCCGCGCCGACGAGCGACCCGGACGAGAGCACAAGCUACGCCCAGCCGCCCCCCGCCUACCAGGCCGAAGCCUCCGCGGCCGCCGACACCGAUCGCCUCUUCGGCGGCGGCGCCCCGCGCAGCAGCCAGGACGAUGACAUCCCCGACGACUUCAAGUUUGGCGGCUCCGUGGCCGAAGCGACAACCGACAUCCGCAACCAGUUCAUCCGCAAGGUCUACGCGAUUCUCACCGUCCAGCUCAUCGCCACCGGCAUCGUCUCCGCCCUCAGCUUCUGGAGCCAGAGCUACAAGACAUGGAUCCAGUCCCACCCAGGCCUCGUCUGGGCAUCCCUCCUCGGCUCCAUAGUCUUCAUGCUCCUCACCUACUGGAAGCGCAAGUCCUACCCGACAAACCUCCUCUUCCUCGGCCUCUUCACCCUCACCGAGGCCUACACCAUCUCCGUCAUCGUCUCCUUCUACAAGAUCGAAAUCGUCCUCAACGCAGUCGUCCUGACCGCCGGCAUCUUCGUCUUCCUCACCCUCUUCGCCUGCCAGACAAAGUACGACUUCACCUCCUGGAUGCCCUACCUCUUCGGCGCCCUCUGGGGCCUCGUCCUCUUCGGCUUCAUGGCCGCCUUCUUCCCCUACAGCUCCACUGGCGAGCUCGUCUACGGCGGCCUCGCCGCCCUCAUCUUCAGCGCCUACAUCCUCGUCGACACACAGCUCGUCAUGCGCAAGCACCACGUCGAGGAGGAGAUCGCCGCCGCCAUCAGCCUGUACCUUGACAUUAUCAACCUGUUCCUGGCUAUUCUGAGGAUCCUUAACAGCCAGCAGAACAACUAA